This is a messenger RNA of Racocetra persica, 992 nucleotides long. NCBI's taxonomy places the organism in Eukaryota, Fungi, Glomeromycota, Glomeromycetes, Diversisporales, Gigasporaceae. The record is from the annotation of a GenBank genome assembly.
UUGGAAAAAAGCUGCAAAUGAGUUUGAUAGGCUUAUUCAAUAUUUCAAAUCAUGCUCUCCUCAUAAUAUAAAGGACACUAUAUCACUUAAUAACGCUAGACAAAUUGUGAUGGAUCUUUCCAAACCUCUUGCUGAAAAAAAAAGGGAAGAGAUGAAACAAUAUGAUUCAAUGAUUGCUGAUCUUAAUGACAAAUUACACAUUCCACAAAUUGAUCUUAGACCAAUACAGUUAAAUUAUCCAAGAACGGUGUGUACAAGUGCUUCUUGUAUCAAAGUUUUAACUGUAGGUGAAACAAGAAUGAAACAGAUUAACUACGUGACUCACUGUCAUAAACGGUGUUAUCUACAAGGUGUUGAGUUUAAUGUUAUAAACAAUAAGGCUCUUUUAGGUUGCAUAGCAAUGAAAGGAACCCAGAAUUGUCAAGUAUGUGGUUGUUCUUGGAAUAAUCAUAUGCAUAUUACUUAUGAGAACGAACAAGUGUCAGUAGAUAAAAUUGAUGAGAAUAUAAAACUUUUAAUCAAUGAGAGACAAAAUGACCAAACUAUAAAGGAGCAGUAUAUAAACGAUCUAGAAAAAAGGAUCAAACAACUGAAAGAUGAAAAAAAGAUCGUAAACAACAUUAUGAUGAUAUUUGCAUUAUUCCUAAGGCAAAAUGCGAUAGCUCCUUUUAAUGAUGCAUACAUUGAUUAUUUGGACCAUUUCAUAAAUGAAGAAAAAAUUAAAAAGGGUGCCAAUCCAAAUGCUUACAAUAAUGAUGUGCUUAACGAACUUGAAACUUCAAGAAGAGAAUAUAUCGAGAAAAUAGAAACCAUAAAAGAGUCGCUUGAAGUUGACAAAGAAUCUCUAACUCCAAUCUCACCGGAACUUAUUAACGACUUGGAGAACCAUCUCUAUCAUCUUACUAUUUCUGGUCAAACUUUACAAAUGAUGAAAGAUGAAACAAAACGUGGUUAUAUUAAUGCGAUAAAUCAUCAUGAAAUGCUUCGUGAUA